AUGCAUCUACCGACCUGCAUGGAUUUCUCCAACUGUUGCUGUGCUCAUUUCAGUGCAUGUAUUGUCUUUUUCUGCCUGAGGUUGACGAAUUAUGGGAGCUCGUAUUUGGUUUCCCAUGGUGAUGUGGUUCAUGAUGCAGUUCUUGAAGAUGUGGUUGUUGGGGGAAUGGGGACGACAGCAAGUUUUUGGUCAUUCGCAGGCCUGGCAACCCAGCCUCGCAUUGGAGAAUCCACUGGAGUUGGUCAUCCAGAUUGCUGGUCAAUAAACAGUGCUACAUUAUUCCAGAUUGGAGAUUCUGGUGCUGGAACCAUGGCUAUUUUUGGUUGUCGCUUUGCAUCUUCGGAGUUCUGA
Dovyalis caffra is the source of this 351-nucleotide messenger RNA. The record is from the annotation of a GenBank genome assembly. NCBI's taxonomy places the organism in Eukaryota, Viridiplantae, Streptophyta, Magnoliopsida, Malpighiales, Salicaceae.